UACUUAUCACUUUGCAUACUUAUGUUAAUUGCAGGUCGACCAGCAGCUUUGUAUGAUGAAUUGAGCAUAGACUGGGCGCCAACCAUUAACUUGGGCCACAAGAAGCUAUGUCAAAGCACCCUUCUCAUCAGUCAGCAACGGUUGAGCGAUCAAAACGAAGGCAGUUAGCGGCCAAGACACAUGAACAACAUCAACCGCAGACCAAGGAACCCCAAGACCAAGCAACACUUCUAAACCAAAACAACAAAGGUGUGCAGACAGAGAAACCCUCAUUUAAGAGCGUGAGCACCCAGACUGAUCUUUAUGCCAUAGACAUCAGUGUUCUGGAAGGUCGGGCAGCAGGAAACAGCUCAGAGCUUCAGCGGGCCAUGAAGACAGCGGAAAGAGCAACAAUCAAUGAACAGUACUUCAAAGAUGAUGAUAAAGUGAAGUUUUACACUGGACUUCCGACACUUACAGUUUUGAUGGCAGUCUUCAAUUUUGUAGUACCUAAAAUUCCUCUGGGGAAAAUUCUGACACCAUUUCAGCAACUUGUACUGGUUCUGAUGAAACUGAAGUUAAACCUGAAGCACAAAGAUCUUGCUUUUCGUUUUCAAGUGAGCGAAGCUACAGUGUGCCGCAUAUUUUCUCUGAUGUUGGACAUUCUAUCUACCCAGCUGUCACCACUGAUAACGUUGCCUUCCAGAGAGACCUUGUGGAAAACAAUGCCAAUGGAUUUCAGAAAAGCCUUUGGCAAACAUGUUGCCGUGAUCAUUGAUUGUUUCGAAGUAUUCUGUGUCCGUCCAUGUCCGUCCAAGUGUAGAGGCAAGAGCACAGACAUGGUCGAAUUACAAGCACCACAAUACAGUCAAAUUCUUGAUAGGUAUCACCCCUUCAGGCAUCAUAUCAUAUCUGCUUUCAGCAUGGGGAGGAAGGGGAUCAGACAAAGCCAUCACACUUCAGUCUGACUUCUUGUACAAACUGUUACCCGGUGACUACGUUUUAGCUGAUCGAGGAUUUAACAUUUCUGAUGAGGUCGGAUUCUACUGUGCACAGCUUCUGACGCCAGCCUUCUCAGAAGGCAAGCCCCAACUUUCAGCACUGGAUGUUGAGAGAUCACGGAAAAUUGCUUACCUUCGCAUACAUGUUGAACGUGUCAUCGGAGAACUGAGAGAGACUUACAGCAUUUUGUCUGAAAAAGUUCCAUGGGAAUCCUUAGUUACAUCUGAGAAACAAAAGGUGCCUAAAAUUGAUAAAAUUGCGCAAGUAUGUUGUGCGCUCACCAACUGUCGUGAGUCGGUGGUUCCACUUAACUAAGGCGUAAGUGUACUGCUGCAUAUAAGGCUCAUAAUGUCAUUGGCUUACUUCACAUUCAAAAACCUUGCAAAAGAGUGUACUUUUCAUGCUACUACCUGUUGAAUGCAAAUUCAUAAAUA
Patiria miniata (bat star) is the source of this 1415-nucleotide messenger RNA. RefSeq lists its product as uncharacterized. The transcript has a single exon. The record is from RefSeq and is a predicted model, not a curated record. Bases 108 to 947 code for a protein of 279 amino acids. NCBI's taxonomy places the organism in Eukaryota, Metazoa, Echinodermata, Asteroidea, Valvatida, Asterinidae.